AUGGAAGGGACUCACUAUUUUGAAGAUAUACCCAUCACGAAACAACAGGUCCUCAAUUGUGCCUACGGAUCAUGGUACCCAAGGUAUAAGAAGAUCACUCCGAAAUCACAUAUCAUUCUGUCUUUGCCACAAUCUUUUAUUGAAUAUAUUUUGCAAGAUGGGAUAAAGAUGCCCCCAGAAUUCUUCGUAGAUUAUAUUUUAGAAGAUGCCUCUGAAUACAGUGACUGGGAACAAUCCGAUGACGAGCAGUCAGUGGUUACACCAGAGGCAAGAAAGCACAAACAGCAGCAGCGAAGAUCAGUUGAAGAUCCAACCAAGAAUUUCUCAGAGAUUCAUGAACAAAUCAAAUCUCUUAUCCAAAAAAAUGGCCCAAUGUUACCUAAACUCAACUGGUCUGCGCCAAAGGAUGCUGCUUGGAUCUUGCCUAAUCAUUCAUUGAAAUGUUCAUCGGCUUCUGAGGUUUACUUAUUAUUAAAUGCUUCUUCAUACAUUGUCCAUGAUUUAUCACAAUCUUUAGAUGAAUGUUCAGAUAUUGACGUUGCUAACUUGAAAAAAGAGCAUAAAGGACUCAAGUUUGAUUUGAUUCUCAAAGAAUGGUUUGAUAUUAAUCCUGCUUGGGAAUUCAGGUGUUUUGUUAGAGACCGAAGAAUAGUGGCUGUUUCUCAGCGUGAUCCAAAUUACUAUGACUAUUUACACAAAAUGAAGGAAUCCAUAAAAGAUAAAUUAUUUGACUUUUUCGAUAUUCAUUUGAAGAGGACCUUCCAGAGUGAAACCUUCGUCUUUGAUGUUUACUUACCAGAUAAAUCCGAAAAGGUGUGGUUGAUUGAUAUAAAUCCGUUUUCUAGGACAACGGAUUCAUUGUUAUAUUCUUGGCACGAAAUUUUGAAUUUGGACCUUUCUAAUUAUGAUGAGGAUGAUUUUGACAUGAGAUUAGUCAAUGAGUUUUCUACUGCCAGAUUUGCAUCGAAGGAACAUUCUGAAAAUUAUGUUCCAAAGGAUAUGAUUGAUGCUGCGAUGGAUACCGAAAAAAUGAUCGAACUUAUGAAAGCCUAUCAACAGCAACAAUUAAGUGAUUCUUCCGGAGAUGAAGCUGACGAAUGA
Molecule: messenger RNA, 1101 nt
Organism: Saccharomycopsis crataegensis
Lineage: Eukaryota; Fungi; Ascomycota; Saccharomycetes; Ascoideales; Saccharomycopsidaceae
Gene: CDC123
Product: cell proliferation protein CDC123
Exons: 1
Coding region: 1-1101 (366 amino acids)
Cellular component (GO): cytoplasm
Source: RefSeq, a predicted model, not a curated record